This is a messenger RNA of Cucumis sativus (cucumber), 2140 nucleotides long. RefSeq names its product probable xyloglucan 6-xylosyltransferase 5. Gene Ontology annotation, biological process: xyloglucan biosynthetic process. NCBI's taxonomy places the organism in Eukaryota, Viridiplantae, Streptophyta, Magnoliopsida, Cucurbitales, Cucurbitaceae. The record is from RefSeq and is a predicted model, not a curated record. Gene Ontology annotation, cellular component: endosome; membrane; trans-Golgi network. The transcript has a single exon. Bases 416 to 1798 code for a protein of 460 amino acids. Gene Ontology annotation, molecular function: hexosyltransferase activity.
UUGCAAAGCAUAAAAAACAUCGAAUCAUUCAAAGGAAUGGCGUUUGAUCGAUCCAUAGACGGUCGGUGCUGUUUGCUGAGAUAACUCUCUUCUUCCUUCCUUAGCUGUUCCUCAACCAUUACCCUCAAUCAAUUGACCUUUCGUUACCUAUAACUAUAACUCUAUAUCCAUUACCAUUACUCCUCUAUUCUUCUCGCUCCACGAUUCUUUGUUUUUCUGUUUUUUUUUUUUUUUUUUCCAUUUCUUUCUUCAUCUCUUCGAUUCCCGAUCUUGCUGACAUAAUUGAAUUGGUGGGGGUGGUGGAGAGAGCUGUUGGAUAGAGGGAAACCCCAUUUCCCUCAUGACCCAUUAGCUCCAAAUCCUGCAUUAUCUCUGCUCAGAAGAGAGUUUUGUAGAAAGAGAAGGGAGAAGAAACAUGGGACUAGAUAAUAUCUCUGCUCAGAAGAGAGCUGGUGGUGGAGGGAAUAGUUUACCCACCACUGCUGCCACCGCCAACGCCAGGAGAAGUCGUGGGUUCCCUGGAAUUCCCCGUGGCCGUCAGAUCCAGAAAACUUUCAACAAUAUUAAGAUCACCAUAUUGUGUGGAUUCGUUACCAUCCUUGUUCUUCGUGGUACAAUCGGUAUUGGCAACCUUGGUAGCUCCGAGGCUGACGCUGUGAACCAGAAUAUCAUCGAAGAAACCAACCGGAUCCUCGCUGAGAUUCGGUCUGACGGCGACCCUAACGACCCGGAUGAUCCUGCCGAGACCCAAAUCAACCCUAAUGUCACUUACACGCUCGGACCCAAGAUUGUUAACUGGAAUCAGGAACGAAAGGUUUGGCUCGAUCAAAACCCAGAAUUUCCGAAUUAUGUUAAUAAAAGAGCUAGGAUCUUGCUUGUUACUGGUUCUCCCCCAAAACCCUGUGACAAUCCAAUUGGGGAUCAUUAUUUGUUGAAGGCAAUCAAGAAUAAAAUUGACUAUUGCAGGCUUCAUGGGAUUGAGAUUGUAUACAAUAUAGCUCAUUUAGAUAAGGAACUUGCUGGGUAUUGGGCCAAGUUGCCGUUGAUCCGACGAUUGAUGUUGUCCCACCCUGAGGUUGAGUGGAUUUGGUGGAUGGACAGUGAUGCUUUAUUUACUGAUAUGGUAUUUGAGAUUCCUUUGGAAAAAUAUGAUAACUAUAACUUGGUCGUUCAUGGUUACCCUGAUUUGAUGUUCAACCAAAAGUCCUGGAUUGCACUCAAUACAGGAAGCUUUUUGUUUAGGAAUUGUCAGUGGUCUUUGGAUUUGCUGGAUGCUUGGGCUCCAAUGGGACCAAAGGGUCCUAUUCGAGAAGAGGCUGGCAAGAUUUUGACUGCAAACUUGAAGGGAAGGCCAGCAUUUGAGGCUGAUGAUCAGUCAGCUUUGAUAUAUUUAUUGCUUUCUCAGAAAGAUCAAUGGAUGGAUAAGGUGUUUCUUGAGAAUUCAUACUAUUUGCAUGGUUACUGGGCUGGCUUAGUCGAUAGGUAUGAAGAAAUGAUUGAGAAAUAUCACCCUGGAUUAGGCGACGAAAGAUGGCCGUUCGUGACACAUUUUGUUGGUUGCAAACCCUGUGGUAGCUAUGGAGACUAUCCAGUAGAAAGGUGUUUGAGUAGCAUGGAGAGAGCUUUCAAUUUUGCUGACAACCAAGUUCUCAAACUGUAUGGAUUUCGCCAUAGGGGGCUUUUGAGCCCAAAAAUCAAGCGGAUCAGGAAUGAGACAACUACUCCAUUGGACUCGGUUGAUCAAAACAAUAUUCGGCGGCAAGUUCUGCAUGGAAGCAAUGCUCCUCCAACCAAGUGAGCAAAUCACUUCCUUGUGUGAUUUACCUUUAGGUGGUGGUGGUGUUAUACAUCAAUUCAUAGCAGAUGAAGGCUGGUAACAGUUCAUACCCAAGUUCGUCUUUCUUCCCUUGUCGUUUUGAUACUGCUUUUGAGGAGAGGAUAGACUAUAAUUCUUUCAUUAACUUAAAAAGACUGUUUCAGUAAUGAGUAUAGGUACUUUAUUUCCCCCUCUUCAAUGUUCUUUCUUAGAUUUGAUCUUUUUUUGAGGAGUUCAAACAUUACUAUUCUUGCUAUGUAUUUAGAUUCAAUCAUAUUGGUAUAAAUACUAUGCAUUCAAAUCUAGGUCAGAACUUUGAUAUUA